Molecule: messenger RNA, 1219 nt
Organism: Cydia amplana
Lineage: Eukaryota; Metazoa; Arthropoda; Insecta; Lepidoptera; Tortricidae
Product: mitochondrial nicotinamide adenine dinucleotide transporter SLC25A51
Exons: 3
Coding region: 330-1205 (291 amino acids)
Cellular component (GO): mitochondrion
Molecular function (GO): NAD transmembrane transporter activity
Source: RefSeq, a predicted model, not a curated record
UUUAUUUAGAAUAGUGUUACAAAACAAAACACACUUCAGAAAAUUGAAAAUUAAUUAUUUACUAUAUGCUUAUUUUGCGUAUCAUCCACGGGACUUAAUAUACCGAAAAACCGAACCUCAGAUUAUAACUUUCGGUGACGUAAAGUAUGGCAUUGACAUCGAGGAAUUAGUAUUUCCUAUUUCACACGUAACGAUUUACAUAAUUAAUUGGUUUUUAUUUCUUAUUUUCUGUAUUAACGGUGCCUAUAAGAGUGCAACAAGCAACGAAUACCAUUGUAAGUUGAAGGUUGCCGAGAUUGGAUUAGCUAUGUGAGAGAAGGCAAAGAGCAAUGACGGGGGUUCAGCCUUUGGAGACCGGGUGUGAAAGUGGAGAGCCACUGCUCGACACCACCCACUGGAAGGAGUUCGUGUGUGGCGGUGGCGCCGCCUUCUGCAACAUCAUCAUUAGCUACCCUCUUAACAAACUCAUAUUUAGACAGAUGAUGCAUGGAGUAGAAACAACUUUUGCCUUAAAUCAAUUACAAAAAGAAGGUGCAGCAUAUCUGUACCGUGGGAUGCUGCCACCCCUCUUGCAGCGCUCCGUGUCCAUGUCCCUCAUGUUUGGAGUGUACAAUGAAGUUCUGCAACCUCAACUGAAACACUGUGUCAAUCCUUACGUUGCCAAAACAGUAGCAGGCUUGGUGGCUGGUUGUGUUGAAGCAACCCUCAUGCCAUUUGAAAGGAUUCAAACCUUACUUAUCCACCCUAAAUAUCAUAAGGAAUUCAAAAACACAGCACAUGCGACUCGUCACAUUGCAGGUAGGUAUGGGAUUAAAGAAUUUUACAGAGGGCUAACUCCCAUAUUGAUGAGAAAUGGUCCCUCAAAUGCUAUGUUCUUUAUAAUACGUGAUGAAGUGCGGCUGCUAUUGCCGCCGCAAGAGCGAGUACUGUAUAAAAGCCUUCAGGACUUCCUGGCUGGCGCGACUAUUGGUGCUUUUCUGAGUACUUUGUUUUAUCCCCUCAACGUCAUUAAAAUUGCAAUGCAAUGUGAAUUAGGAGGAGCUCAUAGGACAGUGGCAUAUGAGUUUAGAUAUAUUUUACGGAAAAGAGGCUCUAAAUUUGCAAAUUUCUACCAUGGAGCUCUUCUUAACAUUUCUAGAGCAUUCUUAAGUUGGGGAAUAGUGAACGCUUCCUAUGAGGUGUUUAGGAAAAUGCUUUAUACCUAGUCAGCUGUAUGUAU